This is a messenger RNA of Daucus carota subsp. sativus, 3688 nucleotides long. Its product is annotated as probable LRR receptor-like serine/threonine-protein kinase At1g53440. The transcript has 25 exons. The coding region runs from base 588 to 3551 and encodes 987 amino acids. Gene Ontology annotation, biological process: protein phosphorylation. The record is from RefSeq and is a predicted model, not a curated record. NCBI's taxonomy places the organism in Eukaryota, Viridiplantae, Streptophyta, Magnoliopsida, Apiales, Apiaceae. Gene Ontology annotation, molecular function: protein kinase activity; ATP binding; protein binding.
UGCCGAUCCUGAGACCAAGUGUUAACGGGAAUUCUGCUCAUUAUAUCUCUCUUUUUGACAAUUGGCUUCUUGGGACCACUCUGCUCUUCUAGACAUUUCUGUUAGGACUUGUCUGUAAUUUCCUUUCCUGUUUUUUGUCAUUUUGUUAUGGUUGUUUGUUAGAAUAUUCCACGUAGUGAUGCUCUCCAUAUAUGUGGGACGCUCCUCUAUGAUUGGUAUGAGUGAUGAUUCAAGAAUUCUAUCUGAAGUUGCUUUCUCCUAGAAUAUCCAGAUCUGCACAUUUUCCAUUUUCAGUAUAUCACUCUUUAUGGUAUCAGAGCCAUUCCGUAUCUGAGAUAAAACACUCUCCACUGUCAUUGAUUAAACAUGGCAAGUAAUGGAAGAUUUACUUUUGCGGAUAUGCAAAAUCCGCUCUUCUUGCACCCAUCUGAUGGUCCGCUUUCAAUCAGUGUUGCCAAACUUCAAGGGGCUGGAGAUUUUCGUUCCUGGAAGCGUUCUUUUGAACUACAGAUAUCCGCUAAGCGAAAGCUUGGUUUUCUCACUGGUACUGUGAUCAAGAACACUGAUGAUGAGAUUCAAGCUACUCAAUGGGAUACAUGCAACGAUAUGUACAAACACUCAGGGCAAUAGCAGUGAAGCUAAAUAUUAAGCAUUGGGACGUUAAAAGGAGUUCUUGUAGUGGGGGUGGAGGACUGAGUGUACUGUUUGACAUUCCUCAGCCACUUAGCAAUGUGACUUGCGAUUGUACAUUCAGUAACCAUUCGGUUUGCCAUGUCACCCAUAUCCAUUUGAAGCGCCUGAACUUGACAGGAGAGCUACCUUCCGACUUUUCAAAACUUGCCUUUCUGCAGGAAUUGGACCUGGUUCAAAACUAUAUAAAUGGAACAAUUCCCGUUGCUUUUGGACAGCUUCCUCUCAAAACUCUAAACCUUCUGGAUAACCGUAUCAGUGGUUCGAUUCCCCGAGAAAUAGCUAAUAUCGAUAUGCUUGAAGAGUUGAUCUUGGAAGAUAAUCAAUUAGGAGGACCCCUUCCUCCAGAGCUUGGAAAUCUGGGGAGUUUAAGGAGACUCCUUCUUUCUUCUAACAACUUUAUUGGAACGAUACCAGAGUCAUAUGGUACCCUAAAGAAUCUAAAAGACUUUAGGAUAGAUGGGAGCAGACUGUCUGGAAAGAUACCCGAUUUUAUUGGAAACUGGACUAACAUAAAAAUCUUGAAUCUGCAAGGAACGUCUAUGGAAGGUCCUAUUCCUUCUAGUAUCUCACUUUUGAAAAAUCUAAUAGAGUUUAGGAUAUCUGAUUUGAAUGGAUAUGUUUCAAGCUUCCCCAAUCUACGUGAUAUGACUAAUAUGACAUACUUGAUACUGAGAAAUUGCUUAAUUGAAGAUUCAAUUCCGCCAUACAUUGCAGAGAUGAGAAGUUUAUAUACCUUGGAUUUGAGCUUUAAUAGGCUGUCUGGGCGAAUCCCAGAUUCCAUUCAGCCUUUGAAGUCUAGCCUGAACUUUUUGUACUUGAAUAGUAACUUGCUAAGCGGAGUGAUACCAAGAUGGAUUUCUGACAGCAACAAAAAUUUUGAUGUAUCUUACAAUAAUUUUACGCAGUCAACAUCUCUAUACCGAUGCCAGGCAUCCAGAGUGAAUUUGGUUUCUAGCCAUUCAUAUUCAACCAGCAAUCUAACUCCCUGGUGCUUGAAAAAAGAUCUCCCUUGUCCCCGAACAAUCCAAUAUCAUUCUCUAUUUGUUAAUUGUGGUGGACCCCAAAUAAAAUCAGGGGGGAAUGAGUAUGUGCAAGAUUUGGUUACAGAAGGAGCAUCAUACUUUUAUUCAACUGAUCGAUGGGCUUAUAGCAGCACAGGUGUUUUCAUAUCUAAUGACAAAUCCAAUUUUGUGGCCAGAAAGGCCAAUGUGACCGGAGAUGAAUACUAUCAGACAGCCCGCCUUUCCCCUUCUUCACUCAAGUACUAUGGACUUUGCUUGCAAAAGGGCAGUUAUAAAGUUCGCCUCCAUUUUGCCGAAAUACAGUUUUCUGAUGAUGAGACAUAUGGAAGCAUUGGAAGGCGUAUUUUUGAUGUAUCUAUUCAGGGAAAUAUUGUUUGGAAAGAUUUUAACAUUGCAGAGAAAGCUGGAGGAAUUGGAAAAGGUAUCACCUUGGAGAAGGAUGUAACUGUUAAUAGUAGCACUCUGGAGAUUCACCUGCACUGGUCAGGGAAGGGGACUACUGCCGUUCCUGAUAGAGGUGUAUACGGACCUUUAAUCUCAGCAAUUUCUGUAACGCCAAACUUUGUUAUCAAAAAGAGGGAAGUCCGGGGACUAUCAAUUCCAAUGAUUGCUGGCAUUUUAGUUGCUUCAAUUGUGAGUCUUGCCUUGAUGUUAUAUAUCUUCUGGAUGAAAGGUUUCCUAGGGGGAAAAUAUGUUGAAGAUAAAGAAUUGCGAGGAGCAAUAGAACAAAAGACAGGUUACUUCAGUUUAAGGCAAAUCAAAGCUGCAACUGGUAACUUUAACCAUGCAAAUAAGGUUGGCGAGGGAGGAUUUGGACCAGUUUACAAGGGCAUUCUACCAGAUGGUCAAGAAAUUGCUGUUAAGCAGCUGUCCUCCAAAUCAAAGCAGGGAAACCGUGAAUUUCUCAAUGAGAUAGGCUUGAUAUCUGCUUUACAACAUCCAAAUCUUGUAAAGCUUCAUGGAUGUUGCAUCGAAGGAAACCAGUUGUUGCUAAUAUACGAGUACUUGGAAAACAACAGUCUUGCUCAAGCCCUUUAUGGACGUGACAGACAACUAAACCUUGUUUGGACGACAAGAAAGAAGAUUUUAUUGGGCAUAGCAAGAAGCUUAGCUUAUCUUCACGAGGAAUCAAGGUUGAAGAUUGUUCAUAGAGACAUAAAGGCUACCAAUGUACUGCUUGAUAGAGAUCUAAAUGCAAAGAUAUCAGACUUUGGUUUGGCAAAGCUCGAUGAAGAAGAGAACACUCAUAUCAGCACACGAGUUGCUGGAACAUUAGGGUAUAUGGCUCCAGAAUAUGCAAUGCUGGGCCACUUGACUGCUAAAGCAGAUGUGUACAGCUUUGGCAUCGUUGCAUUAGAGACUGUUAGCGGGAGAAGCAACACAGAUUACAUAUUAGAAGAAGAGUUCGUGUCCCUUCUUGAUCGGGCUUACGUCCUUCAAGAGCAGGGAAAUCUUCUCGAAAUUGUCGACCCGAUACUUGGCACAAACUACUCCAAACAAGAGGCAACAAGUGUGAUUAACAUAGCUCUACUAUGCACUAGCCCAUCACCUUCCCUCAGGCCAUGCAUGUCCGCCGUUGUAAGUAUGCUUCAGGGGAAAAGGAAAGUUGAAGCACCCGUUGUCGCAAGCAACACAACUUGCGACUACACGGAGUUUAAAGGCUUCGAGAAUAUCACACUAGCCAGCCAAACACGAUCUUCUAUGUUCUCUGGCAAGAGCCUGGGAGCAAGGAGCGUGUCAUCAAUGGACUGGCCAUGGGAUGAUUCCUCUGUUUCUAUGCCAAGUAAAGAUACUAGUAGACUUGUCACUGAUCUGUAUGAUGUUAUUUUAGACUAGAUCUCUAAAUGCAACUAAAAGGACAUAUUGCAUUAUGUAAUAACAAGGAUGGACAGUAUACAAUGUACAAGAUGAACUAGUUAUACUAUUAACGAGACUGACUAACAAUUUACAAAGGGAAAAAAAAACUUCAUUUA